Amoebophrya sp. A25 is the source of this 802-nucleotide messenger RNA. NCBI's taxonomy places the organism in Eukaryota, Dinophyceae, Syndiniales, Amoebophryaceae. The record is from the annotation of a GenBank genome assembly.
UCCAUCAGCUGGAGAUCUUUAGCCUGGUAUGGAUAAUGCAUAGUAUAAAGCUAGGUUCAUGAUCUUCCGUAUUACUGAAUAAAGUAGUCCAACUUUCUUAUAAGAACGAACAUUGUACCAGAACAGGAACCUUCUCGAUCCAGCUAAAUGAAUCAGCAGAACCAUGGGAUUCCGGAAAUUAACAGUCUGGGACACCUCGUUUGUUCCGGCAGUUCAUGGGGGAGAUGCUCAUUUGAUAAGAAGAAAAUCACUGCAGAAAAGUCGUUUCGCAGUUGCCAAAUUGAGGUACUUCAGUUAUUAACUCAUUUGCAAUUAUAAACCCCAUAGGAGCAGAAAAGAGCAUUACUUAGCGAAAGUAGAUAGAAAGUGACUUCGUAACUUCAACUGAUUCCAUCGAACAUCAUCAACAUUAAACCUAGUUCGUUACUCGCUCGAAAGUGGAGUGCAGAGAUGGGGAUCCAGCUAGUUGCUCUUAGAUUCUUGCUACAAGCUGGCCCUGUUUAUCGUGAAUCGGAAAACUCGGUCGUGGUCGAUGUCGUUCCUUCGUCUCCUUGUCGUGUGCGCGUGUCUGUUUCAACUAUCGAAGUGGGCCUUUUUCUUUGGUGUUCAGUAGCUCAAAGCCUGCUCCUCUCGUCGCCGAUGCGUGUCCGGGCGCAUUCCUCAGUUGCUACUUAGUUCUCCCUCCUUGUUUAUUGUGCGCUGUUCGUCUGCAUUUUCAGCCUCAGGCUCAGACCUUGCUUUAUCUUCUACGACUAACUUUAAUUCUGGAACUAGUGUUGAUUCUGGUGCGAGUAACCUGCUG